Phyllostomus discolor (pale spear-nosed bat) is the source of this 3928-nucleotide messenger RNA. It is a transcript of the gene ADCY7, whose product is annotated as adenylate cyclase 7. The transcript is spliced from 26 exons. Gene Ontology annotation, molecular function: adenylate cyclase activity. Bases 376 to 3612 code for a protein of 1078 amino acids. Gene Ontology annotation, cellular component: plasma membrane. Gene Ontology annotation, biological process: adenylate cyclase-inhibiting G protein-coupled receptor signaling pathway; cAMP biosynthetic process; adenylate cyclase-activating G protein-coupled receptor signaling pathway. Lineage: Eukaryota; Metazoa; Chordata; Mammalia; Chiroptera; Phyllostomidae. The record is from RefSeq and is a predicted model, not a curated record.
CGUCCCUGCCGCACAGCCGGAUCCCGCCCGGGGCGGUGCGCGCGGACUCUUGGGCGGUGGCGGAGACACCGGGGCGCGCAGACACCGGGGCGGCCGCGGCGGUGGAGACACACGGCGGCGGGGCAGAGCUGAGGAGCCCGCGUGUCUGGCCAGCCCGGCCCUGCUGCAAGGGGAGAUGACCGGAGCGCAGUGACCGCCGCUGGCAGUGGAGCGAGCAGGCAGACCCCGCGGGGCCCAUGGAGCUGCAGGCCGCGGGGGCCUUCCCCCAGCCCCGUCUGCCAGGCCGCGAGAGGCCAGGGGCCUAGGCCCGCAGAUGCCCCCCGGGCCGGGCGGUCUCCCGAGCAGACGGCCGGCCGGGGGCGCCGGGGCGGGAGCAUGCCGGCCAAAGGGCGCUACUUCCUCAACGAGGGCGAGGAGGGCCUGGGCCGCGACGCCCUGUACGAGAAGUACCGCCUCACCAGCCAGCACGGCCCGCUGCUGCUCACGCUGCUCCUGGUGGCUGUGGUGGCCUGCGUGGCCCUCAUCGCCAUCGCCUUCAGCGUCGGGGAGCCCUCCCAGCAGCCGGCCGUCCUGGGGACGGCGUUCCUGACGCUGGCCGUGUUCGUCGCGCUCUACGUGCUGGUGUACAUCGAGUGCCUCGGCCGGCGGGGGCUCUGGGCCUCGGCACUGCUCACCUGGGCCUGCCUCGUGGCGCUGGGCUACGUGCUGGUGUUCGACUCGUGCAGGAAGGCGGCCUGCGCCUGGGAGCAGGUGCCCUUCUUCCUGUUCGUGAUCUUCGUGGCGUACACGCUGCUGCCCUUCAGCAUGCGGGGGGCCGUGGCCGUGGGGGUCGUGUCCAGCGUCUCCCACCUCCUGGUGCUGGGCGUUCUGACGGAGGCCUUCUCGUCCCCCAGCGUCCGGGUGGGGCUGCAGCUGCUAGCCAACGCCAUCGUCUUCCUGUGCGGGAACCUCUCGGGCGCCUUCCACAAGCACCAGAUGCAGGACGCCGCCCGCGACCUCUUCACCUACACGGCCAAGUGCAUCCAGAUCCGGCGGAAGCUGCGCAUCGAGAAGCGCCAGCAGGAGAACCUGCUGCUGUCCGUGCUCCCCGCCCACAUCUCCAUGGGCAUGAAGCUGACCAUCAUCGAGCGCCUCAAGGAGUGCGGGGACCGCCGCCACAUGCCCGACAACAACUUCCACAGCCUCUACGUCAAGCGGCACCAGAACGUCAGCAUCCUCUAUGCCGACAUCGUGGGCUUCACGCGGCUGGCCAGCGACUGCUCCCCCAAAGAGCUGGUGGUGAUGCUGAACGAGCUCUUCGGCAAGUUUGACCAGAUCGCCAAGGCCAACGAGUGCAUGCGCAUUAAGAUCCUAGGCGACUGCUACUACUGCGUGUCGGGCCUGCCCGUGUCGCUGCCCACCCACGCCCGCAACUGCGUGAAGAUGGGGCUGGACAUGUGCGAGGCCAUCAAGCAGGUGCGGGAGGCCACGGGCGUGGACAUCAGCAUGCGCGUGGGCGUCCACUCGGGGAACGUGCUGUGUGGCGUCAUCGGGCUGCGCAAGUGGCAGUAUGACGUGUGGUCCCACGACGUGUCCCUCGCCAACCGGAUGGAGGCGGCUGGAGUCCCGGGCCGGGUGCACAUCACGGAGGCGACGCUGAGCCACCUGGACAAGGCGUACGAGGUGGAGGACGGGCACGGGCAGCAGCGGGACCCCUACCUGAAGGAGAUGAACAUCCGCACCUACCUGGUCAUCGACCCCCGGAGCCAGCAGCCACCCGCACCCAGCCAGCACCUCCCCAAACCCAAGGGGGACGCCACCCUGAAGAUGCGGGCGUCGCUGCGCAUGACCCGCUACCUCGAGUCCUGGGGGGCCGCGCGGCCCUUCGCCCACCUCAACCACCGCGAGAGCGUCAGCAGCAGCGAGACCCCCGUCCCCAACAGCCGGAAGCUCAAGGCCAUGCCCCUGCGGCGCCACCGGGCCCCCGACAGAGGUGCAUCCCCCAAGGGGCGGUCGGAGGACGACUCGGAUGACGACGAGAUGCUGUCAGCCAUCGAGGGGCUCAGCUCCACGCGGCCCUGCUGCACGAAGUCUGAUGACUUCCACACCUUUGGGUCCAUCUUCCUGGAGAAGGGCUUCGAGCGAGAGUACCGCCUGGCGCCCAUCCCCCGGGUCCGCCACUACUUCGCCUGCGCCAGCCUCAUCUUCCUCUGCAUCCUGCUGGUGCACGUCCUGCUGAUGCCCAGGACGGCGGCCCUGGGGGUGUCCUUCGGGCUGGUGGCCUGCGUGCUGGGGCUGGUGCUAGGCCUGUGCUUUGCCGACCAGUUCUUGAGGUGCUGCCCCGCCUGGGGGGUGCUCCGGGCCGUCUCUGAGAAGGUGGAGACCCACCCGCUGCUGCGCGUGUCCCUGGCCGUCCUGACCAUCGGCAGCCUGCUCACCGUGGCCAUCGUUAACCUGCCGUUGCUGCCUCCCCUGGCCCCGGGGCUGCCAGUGGGGAACCAGACGAGGGCCCUGGGCAGCGGGGAUGGGACCCCGUGCGAGCUCCUCCCGUAUUACACCUGCAGCUGCGUGCUGGCCUUCGUCGCCUGCUCCGUCUUCCUGCGCAUGAGCCUGGAGCUGAAGGUGCUGCUGCUGACGGUGGCCUUGGUGGCCUACCUGGUGCUCUUCCACGUCUCCCGGUGCGCCCAGCGGGGCUGCUGCGGCCUCGGCCUGGGCACCCUCGGCGAGACCAACGCCACCCUCAGCAGCCCCCCGGCCUGUGCGUGCAGGGACCUGAAGACCACGAUCAGCUUCUACCUGGUCCUCUUCUACGUGACCCUCGUCAUGCUCUCCAGACAGAUCGACUACUACUGCCGCCUGGACUGCCUGUGGAAGAAGAAGUUCAAGAAGGAGCGCGAGGAGUUCGAGACCAUGGAGAGCGUGAACCGCCUCCUCCUGGAGAACGUGCUGCCGGCCCACGUGGCGGCCCACUUCGUGGGCGACAAGCUGGACGAGGACUGGUACCAUCAGUCCUACGACUGUGUCUGCGUCAUGUUCGCCUCCGUGCCGGAGUUCAAGGUGUUCUACACGGAGUGCGACGUCAACAAGGAGGGGCUGGAGUGCUUGCGCCUGCUCAACGAGAUCAUCGCCGACUUCGACGAGCUGCUGCUGAAGCCCAAGUUCAGCAGUGUGGAGAAGAUCAAGACCAUCGGCAGCACCUACAUGGCGGCCGCCGGGCUCAGCGGGCCCUCUGGGCAGGAGAACCAGGACCUGGAGCGGCAGCGCGCACACAUCGGCAUCAUGGUGGAGUUCAGCAUCGCCCUGAUGAGCAAGCUGGACGGCAUCAACCGGCACUCCUUCAACUCCUUUCGCCUGCGCGUCGGCAUCAACCACGGGCCUGUGAUCGCCGGCGUGAUCGGGGCGCGGAAGCCCCAGUACGACAUCUGGGGCAACACGGUCAACGUGGCCAGCAGGAUGGAGAGCACCGGCGAGCUCGGGAAGAUCCAGGUGACGGAGGAGACGUGCACCAUCCUCCAGGGGCUCGGCUACUCCUGCGAAUGCCGAGGGCUCAUCAACGUCAAAGGCAAAGGGGAGCUGAGGACGUACUUCGUCUGCACGGACACCGCCAAGUUCCAGGGGCCCGGCCUGAACUGAGGGCCCGGGGGGCCAGGCACGAUUGAGCCCGACGUCCUUCCCCAAAGCAAGCUGAUGGGGGGCUCAGCCCCACGCCGGUCACGGCCGUCCACGGCCCUGGCCACCACUACCUCCUGGCAGGUGGCCGCGUGUGGCUCCCUGCACUUGCACGAGAGGACUUCUCAGACGCGUGUGCCUGCCCCCAGCUCGAGGGGACCACGGAGCCUCCUGACGCACAGCCAGCCGGACCCUCAGAGCUGCAGGUGUCGGAAACGCGGCCUCCGGCACGGCGGGACAACGCUCCCUCAAGCGUUCCACGUCCUCCUCCAGACCCUGC